Molecule: messenger RNA, 2690 nt
Organism: Cryptomeria japonica (Japanese cedar)
Lineage: Eukaryota; Viridiplantae; Streptophyta; Pinopsida; Cupressales; Cupressaceae
Exons: 2
Coding region: 664-2244 (526 amino acids)
Source: RefSeq, a predicted model, not a curated record
AAUCCAGUUUGAUCAGCAAAAUUUUAUUGUCAAAUUCAGCAUUUUGUCAUAUUAAGGUUUUCAUCAGCUAUUUGACUUAUACCCAUGUUAGAUGGAGGGGCGGUGGAUGAUGGGAUCCUGCCAAAGAAAAAGGGAAAGAGAAAAGCUGAUACGUAAGGAGAAGACAGGUUGGUUGAGGAUGACUAAAGCAAAGCUGAAUGUAUUAUUUCAUCUGUAUUUUUAUAUGUACAGGUCCCAGCUGCUGUCUUUUUGAAUGGCUUCUCAGACCAAAAGCCAAAGCAGAGAUUCAUGUGGCAAUAUAGAAAGCAAAAGUAUGGAUUUUCCUUUUCAUAACUAAUUUUGAAAUGGGCUUUACUGGUCAUUUGUUGUCUAAAAUGGGGGAAGUUGCAGUCCUGUAUAGAAUACUUAUAGAGCUUAAAUCAAUGGCAUCUGACAGGACAAGAGUGUAUAUUUUGUAUGUUCUUAGAGUACAGUGUCAGUGAUGCAAUCUGUUCUUGCCCUUGCCUUGUAUUGCUAAUAAUAGCUGCUGAUUGAAAGGCAGUGUUCUGUUUGCAAGAGCAAACAAGAAAAUACCUACCCAUGACCUGAAUCUGUUGUGAUCAUAGAGUCGUUUUGUCCUCUGCUUAUAUUGCGUAUUGAUUUGGAUUGCCCAUUUUUGAAGAUAUGGACAAGAAGACCUUUUGGAUUGUUAGCAACAGUGUAGGAUCCAUGGUAGGGUUUUGUUUUAGGUUUGCCUGGGAAAACCCUAUAAUCUCCUUUCAGCUGUUCUGUCUUGGCUUGCUUAUGAUUUUGUACCCACAGUUUUGCUUCAGGGUAUUCCUCUCACCAGUAGUUGUUUAUACUGGCUUCUUCCUUACUGCACUCCUCAGCAUCGGACAUAGGCAACAGCAGGAGAAGGUUGCAGCUCUUGAGAAGAACAAGGGAGUGGUCAAGGAAGGAAUGCCCCUCAAUGAGGUUUGCCAGUUGAGGAGUCUUUCAGAGGAAACCAUAACUGGGUUUUCAAGCGGGAAAUAUGAUGAAUAUGCAGAAGAGAGUAUUGUAUCAGAAAAAAUUCAGGAAGAGGAGUUUAAUGGUGGAUUUGUAGAUGGUAUGGAAAUAAAUAGCAGAGAAAUGGAGACUGAGGUCUACGAGAAUAGGUCAUUGGACCUGUCAAAUGAAGAAAUUAGGGCUCCUGAUUUCCAAAAGGACCAAAAUCGCGCUAAAUCUGUACAUUUCAGUGAUAAUCUUAUUGAGGGGGUUUAUAGAACCCAAUUGGAUGUGAUCAUGGAGGAGAAUGAAGAAGAAGAGCGGAAUCACAUUGAAAUUUCAACCCCGAGAAAGAUAGACAGUGAUUCGGACGAUGAGGCUCCAAUGAAUGUUUCCCCUCAGUCCGAGGACAAAGAGGAUCAGCAACAGAGGAAAGUUCGCCUUGAAGAUUUUUUCUCGCUUACAUUGAACUGUGAGUCUACAUGGAGAAGCUUUGGCCAUCAUGGUGCCAGUGCUAGCAACAACUCUUGUACUUCUGAUGAUGAUGAUGAUGAUGAUACAGAUAGUUCCGGGUCCUCUGAGGGUUCACUGGGACAUCUGGGUCCUCUAUUACAUAUAGUUGAUGAUCCCAAACAUUCCCAUUCAGUACAAAGUAAUUUUUUUGUGGAGGAUUCACUUCAUUCCAAUGGUGGGGGUGAAGAAUCGCCUGUUGAUUUUCAUUUUAGUUGGACUGAGGAAGAUGAAAGAGAGGAAAAAGAAAGCCUGUUUGAGAUUGUGCAUGCAGGGGAUGCUCAGUCCAUGUCGGAAGAAGACAACUUGAUUGAGAUUGCUCUUUCUGAUCAGGAAAAUUCAGAGCUGCCAGAAGUUCAGGCGACAAUGGAUCAACGAAAUACCGAAGAACAACCUCUCAAAGCCCAAGAGCAUCGGGAGAAGGAUAAGUUUGAAGGUCCAGAGGAGGAAAACCUGAUUGAGAUUGAUCUGUCGAAACACAGUAUUGGAUUACCAGAAGAAAUUGAAGAGAAAAACCUAAUUCAAGGAGAGCUAUCUGAUCAUUCUGGGGAUGAUCCACCAGUCCAUAGUGACCCUACUCCAGAAACAGAAUCAAAAUUAGAGGAGGAGAUCAAGGCUCCUGAACAAAAUGAAUCAUCACCAACAGAAAAUCCUGGUAAGAAUCAAGAGGAAGGUCAUCCACAAAGAGCUGAAAUAGGAGAAAUCAUAGAGUCUUCUGCAGAAUCAUUAAAGCUAGAAUCUAGGAAUAAUAGCCUCGUAUAUCUUUAACUUCCAUAAAAUGAAUGAAGUGAUUUGAUUAUUGCAGUGAGCAAUUAUAUUGUAGUAUAAAUGAGAUCCCCUGCUUGGUUUGUAUUCUUUGUUCUCAAUCAACAUAACCAGAGCAGGGGAAAAAUUGAAGUCCACCAAUUUGGAUUGUGGACUUGGAUACUGCCUCCAUUGGGCCAAAUUUUAUUGAGUCCAACCUUGUUGGCACAUUAAUUAUAUCAAACAUUUUGGAUCAUGUGAGGGUAUUGGAAAAUAAUUCAUAGCUGUGUAUGGAGGGAGCUGCUGUUCCCUACUCUUGUCAAUCUGUAAAAUUCUAUAGCUCUUCAAGUUCUUUGUAUUUGGAUUUGGACAUGAAUAUAUUAUUCGAUAAACCCACAUUUUGUUGUGGUGGAUGUCUUUCAGGCUAUUGUAAUCAAGCAAAAAUGCAAUGAGUCAAUUUCUUUCUGUGA